Molecule: messenger RNA, 5258 nt
Organism: Clarias gariepinus (North African catfish)
Lineage: Eukaryota; Metazoa; Chordata; Actinopteri; Siluriformes; Clariidae
Gene: adgrl2a
Product: adhesion G protein-coupled receptor L2a
Exons: 25
Coding region: 741-5225 (1494 amino acids)
Biological process (GO): cell surface receptor signaling pathway; brain development; adenylate cyclase-activating G protein-coupled receptor signaling pathway
Cellular component (GO): membrane; neuron projection
Molecular function (GO): carbohydrate binding; G protein-coupled receptor activity
Source: RefSeq, a predicted model, not a curated record
GUUCAGUCCGGUCUGAAGCUCCAGCUCGGGUUUUCGCGGUGACUAGCCUGUCUCGCGCACCAUCCGGCGCGCGCCCCACUCUGCGCGUGUGUGAAUGAGUGUGCGCGUGUGUAUGUGCGUGCGUGCGCGCGAGCUCUGCUUUCCUCACCUUUUCGGAAAGCUUGCUCUUGCCGUGAUGAAACCCGCAGCAGCCGAGCGGCAGGAAUUCACCGCGAAUAAAAAGCCGUUCUGACUGACUCACAGCACGGAGGAGUCGCUUCCCUCCACCACCACCAGCCGGGCUCUGUCUUUGUUUUUUUUUAAUACAUAACCAUACACAUAUAUAUGUACACGUCUUUUUUUCUUCCUUUGCUGUGUGCUUUCUUUAACCACAGUUACUGAAGAGGACCGGCUGCCUUGGUGCCGUCGCCUCCCCCUCCUUCUUCUUCUUCUUCCACUUGUGCGCAUCUUUCUUUUGACUUACAAGGGAGUCAGAAGUGAGUCAGACACACAGUGAGGUGACCGCCAACACCGUGCCUCCGUCGCUCUCUCUCACACACACUCACACACAUAUACACCGGUGUUUAGCUGGGCAUGCAUCGCCGCCUUUCAGCUCUUCCCGGAGAAGCUCCUUGUGCAUCCUCUGUGCGCUCCGACACACACUUUUGAAACUCAGCCACAGGUGCAGACCCUGAAGAUGAUGAGCGUCUUUGGGAAGAGUUCUCAAGCGCUGUUGUGACUCCGGUGACGUUCGAGCGAGCAUGAGGAGAGCGCCCAAGCCGAGCAUAAUGGCCUGCUCUGUGUGGAGUCUCCCGAGCCUCGGAUGUCUGGUGUUCGCUUUGGUCGCUCUACAUUGCACUGAAGGCUUCAGUCGGGCCGCACUGCCGUUUGGUUUGGUCAGGAGGGAGCUGUCCUGCGAGGGCUACCCAAUUGACUUGCGCUGUCCAGGAAGUGAUGUCAUCAUGAUUGAGAGCGCUAAUUACGGGCGCACGGAUGACAAGAUCUGCGACGCCGACCCCUUCCAGAUGGAAAAUAUCAACUGCUACCUCCCUGAUGCCUACAAGAUAAUGUCCCAAAGGUGCAAUAAUCGAACCCAGUGUAUUGUCAUUACGGGAACGGAUGUCUUCCCUGACCCUUGCCCAGGAACUUACAAAUACCUUGAGGUCCAGUAUGAAUGUGUCCCUUAUAAAGUGGAGCAAAAAGUUUUUGUUUGUCCCGGAACUUUGAAAGCUGUCGGAGAUCCUUCCUUUCUGUACGAGGCGGAGCAGCAAGCCGGUGCCUGGUGCAAAGAUCCUCUCCAAGCAGGAGACAAAGUUUAUUUCAUGCCCUGGACACCAUACCGCACCGACACACUAAUCGAGUACUCGUCGCUCGAUGAUUUUCAGAACUCCAGACAAACCCUAACGUACAAACUUCCCCAUCGAGUGGACGGCACCGGAUUCGUGGUGUACGACGGUGCCGUGUUCUUUAACAAAGAGCGAACGCGCAACAUUGUGAAGUUCGAUUUGCGCACACGCAUCAAGAGCGGCGAGGCCAUCAUCAACAACGCAAACUACCACGACACAUCACCGUACAAGUGGGGCGGCAAGACGGACAUCGACCUGGCCGUUGACGAGAAUGGCCUGUGGGUGAUUUAUGCCACUGAGCAGAACAAUGGCAUGAUGGUCCUGAGCCAGCUGAACCCCUACACACUGCGCUUUGAGGCCACUUGGGAAACUGCAUACGACAAGCGCUCAGCCUCUAACGCCUUUAUGGUCUGCGGCGUGCUCUACGUGGUCCGGUCCACAUAUGAGGACAACGAGAGUGAAGUGAGCAAAGGCGUCAUCGACUACAUGUACAACACCAAGCAGGGCCGCGGUGAGUACGUGGACAUUCACUUCCCCAACCAGUACCAGUACAUCGCCUCCGUGGAGUACAACCCCAGGGACAACCAGCUCUACGUGUGGAAUAACUUUUACGUCCUGCGCUACAACUUGGCCUUCGGACCACCUGAUCCAGCUCACGCCCCACCUAUUUCAGAUGCCACCUCAGUGCCAGCACCACCCCGAAUGACAACCACCACGAUGACAACAACAACAGCACAGCAUAGAGGCCUAACAACAACCAUAAACACUACGGGGACCAGGGUUGGCAACAAGCCCCCUAAACCCCCAGCGGCCCCGUCCCGAACUACCACACCUCCGUCCCUGGAGUCGUUCCCUUUGCCCAAGCGGUUCUGUGACAGCGUAGAGCGAAGGGACAUCCUGUGGCCUCAGACACAGAGGGGCAUGCUUGUGGAGCGACCAUGUCCCAAAGGAACCAGAGGCACUGCCUCCUACAUGUGUGUCCUCUCCACCGGGGCUUGGCACCCUAACGGCCCAGAUCUAAGCAACUGCACCUCUCACUGGGUCAAUCAAGUGGCUCAGAAGAUUCGGAGUGGGGAGAACGCGGCCAACCUGGCCAACGAGCUAGCAAAGCACACCAAAGGGCCCAUCUUCCCCGGCGACAUCAGUUCCACCAUGAGGCUCAUGGAACAGCUGGUGGACAUCCUGGAUGCCCAACUACAGGAGCUGAGGCCAAGCGAAAAGGACUCUACCGGACGGAGCUUCAACAAGCUUCAAAAGCGAGAAAGGACAUGCAGGGCAUAUAUGAAGGCUAUCGUGGAUACCGUGGACAACCUGCUCCGGCCAGAAGCACUGAAGUCUUGGAGAGGCAUGAAUAUCACAGAGCAGACUCACGCUGCCACCAUGUUACUAGACACUCUCGAAGAAGGAGCCUUCGUCCUUGCUGACAAUCUAAUGGAACCAGCAAUAGUGAAAGUGCCAGCCAGCAAUAUAAUCCUGGAUGUGUAUGUGCUGAGCACAGAUGGCCAGGUGCAGGACUUCAAGUUUCCCCAGAGCAGCAAGGGUGGGAUAUCUAUCCAGCUGACAGCCAAUACAGUUAAACUGAACAGUCGGAAUGGUGUUGCCAAGUUGGUUUUUGCUCUGUACAAAAACCUGGGCCAGUUCCUGAGUACUGAGAAUGCAACAAUCAAACUGGGCAGCGAGGUGAACGGCCACAACCUCACCGUAGCCGUAAACUCGGAUGUCAUCGCUGCCUCAAUCAACAAGGAGUCCAGCCGAGUCUAUAUAACCGAGCCAGUGAUUUUCACCCUGGAACACAUCGAUAUGCAACACUAUUUCAACUCAAACUGCUCCUUUUGGAAUUACUCAGAAAGGAGCAUGAUGGGAUACUGGUCCACACAAGGCUGCAAGCUUGUUAAGUCCAACAAAACCCACACGACCUGCUCGUGCAGCCAUCUCACAAAUUUCGCUGUCCUUAUGGCUCAUCAGGAAAUGCUGGGCCCAGGCAGAGAGCACAAGCUGCUGCUGACGGUCAUCCCUCGUGUGGGCAUUGUGGUCUCACUCGUCUGCUUGGCCAUGUGCAUCUUCACAUUCUGCUUCUUCCGUGGCCUGCAGAGUGACAGGAACACCAUCCACAAGAACCUUUGCAUUAACCUCUUCAUCGCCGAGCUCCUCUUCCUAAUUGGUCGCAGCGUGACAGAAGUCAGGAUUGGAUGCGCGAUCGUCGCCGGCAUCCUGCAUUAUUUCUUCUUGUCCUCUUUUGCUUGGAUGUGUCUGGAGGGGGUUCAUCUCUAUCUCAUGCUCGUGGACAUCUUUGAGAGCGAAUAUUCACGAAAGAAAUAUUACUACGUCUCGGGCUACCUGUUUCCCGCCAUCGUCGUGGGCGUGUCCGCGGCUGUGGAUUACAAGAGCUACGGAACGGAGAAAGCAUGCUGGCUGAGACUGGACAACCACUUCAUUUGGAGUUUUAUUGGACCUGUUACCUUAAUCAUUAUGCUUAAUCUCAUCUUCCUGGUCAUCACAAUGUACAAAAUGGUGAAGCACUCUACUUCAUUGAAACCAGACUCCAGCAGGUUGGAAAACAUAAAUAAUUAUCGCGUUUGUGAUGGCUACUAUAAUACAGAUUUACCUGGGUCCUGGGUUUUAGGAGCAUUUGCCUUGCUAUGUCUUCUGGCUCUUACCUGGACCUUCGGAUUGUUAUUCAUCAAUAGCGAGUCCAUUGUGCUGGCCUAUCUCUUUACCAUUUUCAACAGCUUUCAGGGCAUGUUCAUCUUCAUCUUCUACUGUGUGCUUCAGAAAAAAGUUCGUCGAGAGUACAGCAAAUGCCUCCGCCACACAUCUUGUUGCAGCAGCUUGCCAAGCGAGAGCUCCCACAGUUCCACGAAGACAGCAACAACAAGGACAAGUGCUCGCUACUCCUCUGGCACACAGAGUCGAAUCAGAAGAAUGUGGAACGACACUGUAAGAAAGCAGUCGGAAUCUUCAUUUAUUUCAGGGGACAUCAACAGCACAUCAACCCUCAACCAAGGAAUGACGUCCAAUUAUCUACUAACAAAUCCUCUUCUACGACCUCAAGGCACUAACAACCCGUAUAAUACCUUACUGGCCGAAACGGUCGUAUGUAACUCUCCUACGGCUCCUGUCUUUAACUCUCCAGCGACCUACAGAGAGACAAGACACUCAAUGAACAAUGCCAGGGAUACAAGUGCAAUGGAUACUCUACCGCUAAAUGGUAACUUCAAUAAUAGCUACUCGCUUCGGAAUGGGGACUACGGCAACGGCGGCAUCGGCCUAGACGAAGCUGCCUUCGAGAAGAUGAUUAUCUCAGACCUGGUUCACAGCAACCUGAGGACAUUCGCCAAAAAACAGCGGCACGAGCCUCAUCUGUCCACGAGGAAUGCAGCUGUGGGAGGGACCAGUAGAAAAGAGGAAGCUACUGUGGUUGAAACUACAUCUUUGGUACCCGUGGACAGCGAGAGCAGCCAUUUAAUGGUGGGGAGUCUAAGCUUGCACCAUCACCACCAGCACCACCUGGAUGCCCCUCUCAUCCCCCAGCGGACUCACUCGCUCCUGUAUUACACUCAGGAGAGAGCGAGAACCGAGCCCACAGCUACAAAACACAGCCUGCAGCCACCCACUACGGACUCCCUGUACUCCAGAGAGCUGAACCUGAGAGACCCGCCCUUAACCGAGAGCGGCCUCCAGACAGAGCAACUCUCGCCCUCCAAACACAGCGAGGACGAGGACGCCUUCUACAAGAGCAUGCCCGAUUUAGGGGCCGGCCAACAGCUGCAAAGCUACUAUCAGAUGAGCAGGGGAAGCAGUGACGGUUAUAUAAUCCCCAGCCCCCAAUCCCCUAAAGAGGAGUGCGAGCCAGAGGUGGACGUACGGGAAGGACAGAUGCAGCUCAUCACAAGCCUUUAAUAUGUUCUUUUUCUUAAUUUUUUUUUUUUUUUU